UGUCAAAAUAGUGAUCAGCUGUUUACAGUAUUAACCUAAAAGCCGCUAAUUUAUUGAAAUAUAGAUUUAAAAAUGCGAUUAAUAUCACAAAUAUUUCAGCCAGUUGUGACAAUACCGAAAGGCGCUAAAAUUAAAAAUACUGAAAUAACUUGUAAAAGUCAAAAACUUCUUCUAGAAUGUGGCUUGGUUCGGCCUACCAGUGCUGGUCUUUUCACGCUUCUCCCCCUUGCAAGACGAGCUGUCACCAAGAUUGAAAAUAUAAUUCAUCGCUGCUUAGAAGAAGUUGGAGCUCAGAGGAUCACACUGCCUUGCCUAACAUCAGCUAAAUUAUGGGCAGCAAGUGGUCGACUUGAUGAUGUUGGUCCAGAGCUCAUAAAAGUCGAGGACCGACAUGGAAAGAAGUUUCUCUUAGCACCGACUCACGAGGAAGCCAUAGCCGACCUUCUUGCUGAUGUCGGUCCGAUAUCCUACAAACAGUUACCAUUCACAUUGUAUCAGAUAGGCAAUAAAUACAGAGAUGAACAACGUCCAAAGCACGGGUUACUACGGGCGAGAGAAUUCAGCAUGAUGGACGCGUACAGCGUACACGCCUCCCACUCCUGCGCAGCCGACACGUACAGCGCGCUCACACGAGCGUACACUAAGAUAUUCCGGACGUUAGACUUGCCUGUGUUAAGAGUACAAGCUCCCACCGGGGAAAUGGGGGGGACAUUAUCACACGAAUGGCAGCUCCCAUCUUCAGCCGGCGAAGAUACUGUCGCUGUAUGUCCGUCCUGCUCGCACACGACGCUCGCUAACGAAACUGAAGAGUGUGCCAAGUGUGGGAAAGAGAUAGAACGAGUUAAUAGUAUAGAAGUAGGUCACACAUUUGUCCUGGGCACGAGAUACAGUGAGCCGUUGCAAGUGAACUGUGUGGGUCCAGACUCGUCCGCCCCCCUGCACAUGGGCUGCUACGGUAUCGGCAUUACACGAUUGCUGGCGGCCAUUUUGGAGGUACUCUCGAGUGAUAAAUCAAUGAGAUGGCCGAUAGAGGUCGCACCGUACAGCGCUGUUGUUAUCGGUCCUAAGGAAGGUUCCAAAGAAUGGUUGAAGCAUGACUUCGAUAGAGUACUAGGUGUCGCGCAACGGAUACACGAGAACGGAUACCGUGGUGAUGUACUGGUGGACGACCGCCACGGGCUCACCAUCGGGAAACGGCUGAUGAUGGCAGACAGAAUCGGUUACCCAUUCAUCAUAGUGUGCGGCAAGUCCGCUUUAGAGACUCCGCCGCGCUACGAACUGUAUCGAAGCACCGGGGGCGAAGCGCCCACACCACAACUAUUAACAAUCGACGAACUAUUAACGGUUAUGAACGAAAGAAAAAAUAAUAUUAAUAUAGAGUACAGAGAAAAUGUAGUUGUGUGAAAAGAAAUUAUAUUAUAACGCCA
Molecule: messenger RNA, 1427 nt
Organism: Nymphalis io (European peacock)
Lineage: Eukaryota; Metazoa; Arthropoda; Insecta; Lepidoptera; Nymphalidae
Gene: ProRS-m
Product: probable proline--tRNA ligase, mitochondrial
Exons: 9
Coding region: 73-1404 (443 amino acids)
Biological process (GO): prolyl-tRNA aminoacylation
Cellular component (GO): mitochondrion; cytoplasm
Molecular function (GO): ATP binding; proline-tRNA ligase activity
Source: RefSeq, a predicted model, not a curated record